Molecule: messenger RNA, 3264 nt
Organism: Talpa occidentalis (Iberian mole)
Lineage: Eukaryota; Metazoa; Chordata; Mammalia; Eulipotyphla; Talpidae
Product: olfactory receptor 2C1
Exons: 2
Coding region: 160-1200 (346 amino acids)
Biological process (GO): G protein-coupled receptor signaling pathway
Cellular component (GO): membrane
Molecular function (GO): olfactory receptor activity; G protein-coupled receptor activity
Source: RefSeq, a predicted model, not a curated record
GCCGCCCCUGGUGGCUCUGCGGUUGAGCCCUGGGUUGCGAGGCUGCCCGCAGCCUCUGCAGCGCCAGUUCGAUCCCCAGCUGCCAGCAAGGGUCCCACCAAAAAAAAAAAAAAAAGGACACGGGCGCUCAGCUCUGCGGGCGGAGGACUGGCCCUCCUGAUGCUGACCGGCCUAACCCGACAGCUGCUUCUUCCCUUGCUCUGCUCCAGCAGUUUUCCGCGGACAGACUCCUCGAGGGACCAGAGGCACCCGGCGAUGGCAGGGGCCAACCACAGCUUCUUGGAGGGCUUCAUCCUGAUGGGCGUCUCUGACCACCCCCAGCUGGAGAAGAUCUUUUUCGGGGUCAUUCUCUUCUCAUACUUGCUGACCCUCGUUGGGAACUCCACCAUCAUCCUGCUUUCCCGCCUGGACGCCCGGCUGCACACCCCCAUGUACUUCUUCCUCAGCAACCUGUCCUCCCUGGACCUUGCCUUUACCACCAGCUCAGUCCCCCAGAUGCUCAUCAACUUAUGGGGGCCAGACAAGACCAUCAGCUACGGCGGCUGUGUGACGCAGCUCUAUGUCUUCCUCUGGCUGGGGGCGACCGAGUGCAUCCUGCUCGUGGUGAUGGCCUUCGACCGCUACGUGGCCGUGUGCAGGCCCCUGCACUACAGCACCAUCAUGAACCCUCGGCUCUGCCGGCUGCUGGCGGCCGUCGCCUGGCUGGGGGGGCUGGGCAACUCUUUGAUUCAGUCAACAUUCACUCUGCAGCUCCCGCUGUGCGGGCACCGGAGGGUGGACAACUUCCUGUGCGAGGUGCCCGCCAUGAUCAAGCUGGCCUGCGGAGACACCAGCCUCAACGAGGCGGUGCUCAAUGGCGUCUGCACCUUCUUCACCGCCGUCCCGCUGAGCGUCAUUCUCAUCUCCUACUGCUACAUCGCCCGGGCCGUGCUGAAGAUCGGCUCGGCCGAGGGCCGGAGAAAGGCCUUCAACACGUGCCUCUCCCACCUGCUGGUGGUGUUCCUCUUCUACGGCUCGGCCAUCUACGGCUACCUGCUGCCGGCCAAGAGCAGCAACCAGGACCAGGGCAAAUUCAUUUCCCUCUUCUACUCUGUGGUCACACCCAUGGUGAACCCCAUCAUCUACACCCUGAGGAAUAAGGAGCCAGGCAAACCUGAGGCGCUAACCCGGUACAACGAGGUGUGUUCUGCACAACCCUAAGCUGCUGGGACGCGGCUAGCGCUGUCUCGGCUGCUCUCCACCCUUUCGUCUGCUGUGGCGCGCAGACCCCAGGGCAGGUGGGAGACGCUGAGGGCUCAGGUUGCUGGCGCAGUGCAGACCUGCCUCGCUGUCUCUGUUGUCCACAUGUGAUUUAUUACACCUUGUAUUUCUAGAGAUUUCUGUGCUGUUCUAAAGAAAACACCUCCACUUGUAGUAUCUUGUACAAUGAAACUAUAAUUCCAUAAAAUUAGGUAUCGUGAAGCCCAGUAAAUACCCAAACAGCUCAUCUUUGAACCCCCUCGUCCAUCACUUUUAUCCACCUCCCUGUCCCUUCUCCAUGUGUAAGUCUGUCUGCCCUCACUUCCCACCCAUCGAUCCCUCCUCGCCCUGUUUUCCCUCCCCUGCAUGUCUGCUUCCCAUUUUCCCUUCUGCCUCAUCCGAUAUUUAAUGAGAAAAAGUAGGAAAAGCCAUUUUCUUUGAUGUAGUUUUAUUUACAUCACUCCCACCCCCACAGCCGCUAGCAAAGCCGCAGGUUUGCUGACAACCUUUGGAUGUGCUGGCACAGUCGGUCAGUGGAGUGUGGAAUGCUCUGGGAUGCCUUAAGCAAGUUUAAGAGCCCAAGAAAGAGCUUCCAUCCUUGAGGCAUGUUCUUUGCCUCCAGCCCUAAUUUCAGUCCUAAAGCUCCUGGAACGCAGCCUGCUGGCUGCACACCACGUUGCCCCUUGAGGAGCUCAGGUAUUGGAAUGAGAAUGUCAUACAUGAUUUUACCCAUUAUCAGAACUGCCCAGGGACUCUGCUCUUCCCGCCACAGCUCAGGUGCUCUCCGCAGACAGGAGAGCGGGGUUCUUAUGAGGGAGUUACUGGCAGCUGCAUUACCAGAGCAAAGGAAGUUGAUAGGUUUUAGAGCUAGUUUCUCAAGAGUCUUCAGUUUUGUGUCUCCCGUAGCACCUAGGCACAAGUCUCAGAGUAGAUGCUCAAUAAACACUCAGUGAAUCAAAUUAAUUAACAAGCCCACCUUUUCCACACUAGGAACUAAAUCUGUCAAAUGAGUCAUUUUCACGUUUGCCACUUUGGGAUCAUCCUGUCACUUGUGAAUGCUGAGCUGACAAUGACAAAUGUCCCCUUUCCAUGUUUCCAUAGCGCCCCGCCCCCAGACAUCUAGUUACACUGGCCUGGCACGAAAAAGCAUCUGUUUUUCCAGCUGCAGAUCAGAACCAAACCUGUUUUCUCAGUUCCUUACACUGCAGUGCUGACAUGUCUUCAGGACUGGCCAACUGACCCAUUAUCUUAGUGAAUCUGGCAAAAUCCAGAGUCUUGCAGGCCCAGUUUGUUUUAUUGAUUAGCACAUUUUCAGAGUAGGUGAAAUUCUUAGCAGAUGACUCACAACCACCACGCUUCCUAAAGCCGAUAAAUAAACCAAAAUACCAGUUGAUUAAUGCAUGAGAACCUUAACUACCCGGGAUAGUGAACAAUCUCAUCCUCUGGCCCAUUCACUUAAGUUGCAGAUUAACUUGGAAGAAAAUAGACAGUCAUUCUUUAAAUGCUUUGGAGUUCUGCAGACACUUGCUAUGGGAAUAUUUGGGGUCUAACUUGGAGUUAGCGGAGUGGCAAGGCACAGGGAAUUAGGAAGGGAACAAGGCUAACCAGCCAUAUCGUCACCUGGAUGCAUCAUGUGGGUCACAUAGGACACCAUCAAAACACGUUCAUUUCAUCCUGCAUGUGGACAUGAAAUAGAGUCAAAACUUGGGGAAAACACAAUAUGAGACGAGCUUCUUAUAAAAGGUUAUGAAGUGGGCCUCCCUAGUGGCGCAGGGGUUAAGCACAGCACUGUGAAGCUAUCCGCAACCUCUGUAGCAUGAGUUCAAACCCCGGCCAGGGAGAUACCCACAGGGCACAGCAGACCUCUCCUGUCUCCCCGCUGCUCCCCUCAGCAAUGUAUUUCAGUCAACCUGCCUGUUCUGCUCCCCGCUCUGUCUCUGAUGAAUCCUCUCACCCCCCGCAUCUCUGGCCUGUACCUCAGUGCUUGUAUGCAUAAAUAAAUCUUAAAAAAAAAAAAAAAAGGUA